Messenger RNA from Topomyia yanbarensis, 1044 nucleotides. RefSeq lists its product as uncharacterized. Bases 1 to 1044 code for a protein of 347 amino acids. NCBI's taxonomy places the organism in Eukaryota, Metazoa, Arthropoda, Insecta, Diptera, Culicidae. The transcript has a single exon. The record is from RefSeq and is a predicted model, not a curated record.
AUGAGAAAGGCAAAAAAUGAUAAACCGAAUAAGCAACCACCAACGUUAUCAACAGAAGGGUCUGAUGACUUACCGCGGGCAAGCACGAGUCAAGUAACAACUGUAACAUGCGUUACUGGUCGAGGACAGUUACCUCCACACGUGCUGUUGAUGACAGCGGUCGUAGACGUUUUGGACAAAAACGGCAACCCACAACCCUGUCGUAUUUUAUUAGACUCGGCCUCCCAAGUGAAUAUCAUAACACAACGGAUGGUACAUCUUCUUGGAGUAGACGAAUUUCCGGCAAACCUUUCAAUCGCCGGUGUCGAUGGUAUGCAGUCUCGAUCUAACCGAGGGGUUACUGUCCAGCUACGAUCCAGGUAUAUGCACUUCCUUCUCAACAUACAGUGUUUUGUAACGCAGAAGGUAACAGCAGAUCUUCCAACGAGCAAGGCAAACGUCACCACAUGGGAGAUUCCGGCGGGAAUCCAACUUGCCGAUCCAAGUUUUAAUUCACCUGACAAGGUCGAUAUGCUCAUCGGCAACCAGUGGUUCCUUCAACUUUUGAUGUCCGGCAAAAUUGAACUAGGAGAAGGUCGUCCAACACUUUGCGAAACAAAGCUUGGUUGGGUUUUUGGCGGAGCGAUUGGCGUUGGCACAGGUUUUGAAGGAGUGGUUCGAGCACAAGCUGUAACCAUUGAAGAGCUUAGUGAGUCUAUACAAAGGUUUUGGGAGGUGGAAAGCGUGCCACAACAAUUCCAAAUCACUACCGAGGAAGAAUUAUGCGAGAAACAUUUUUUGGCCACCCACUGUAGGAAUGCGUCUGGAAGAUACGUUGUUGAACUGCCUUUAAAGAAUGACGUGAAUGAGCUCGGCGACUCCCGUUUGAUGGCAUUGCGCAGAUUUUUCGUGCUGGAGAAGCGAUUCGAUCAACAGCCAGAUUUGAAGCGGCAAUAUAUCGAAUUUAUGGAUGAAUAUGAGCGUCUGGGGCACUGCAAGGAAGUGUUUGAAAGGAAUGAUACACAAGGAAUGUUGAAGUGGUACCUACCCCACCAAGGUGAUUAG